Messenger RNA from Colletotrichum karsti, 1512 nucleotides. RefSeq names its product FAD binding domain-containing protein. Bases 1 to 1512 code for a protein of 503 amino acids. Lineage: Eukaryota; Fungi; Ascomycota; Sordariomycetes; Glomerellales; Glomerellaceae. The record is from RefSeq and is a predicted model, not a curated record. The transcript has 4 exons. Gene Ontology annotation, molecular function: oxidoreductase activity; FAD binding.
AUGCGGUCUCAUACCAUUCUCUCCUUGGCGACCGCCGCCAUAAUUCCCUUGAGCGCGGCCAACCCGGUCCCUCAAGAUGUCAACAUCAACGCGAAAGUAUCGAAAAACUCCCUUCAAGGGUGUCUAAACGCUGCCAAGGCGCCAAUCAGCGUCCAAUCAUCCCCGAACUGGUCCGACCAGUCUCGUCCCUUCAACCUCCGGGUCGCGUUCACCCCGGCCGUGAUUAUUGUGGCAACCGAUCCGAGCCACGUCCAGGCAGCCGUGAAGUGCGGUGCGCAGUACGGAUACAAGGUGACCGGAAGAGGAGGAGGACACGGCUACUCUUCGGCCGGGUUCGGCGGAGAGAACGGCCAUGUCGUUGUGCAGUUGGACCAGAUGUAUAAGGUCACUCUGCAAGACGACAGCACUGCGAUUGUCCAGGCCGGCGCUAGGCUAGGACAUGUGGCCACCGAGCUUUUCAACCAAGGAGGCCGCGCAAUUUCCCAUGGAUCAUGCCCUGGCGUCGGUAUUUCUGGGCAUUCCUUACACGGCGGAUAUGGCCUGGCUUCGCAUGGAUACGGCUUAGCCUUGGACUGGAUCCUCGAAGCUACCGUAGUCGUGGCCAGCGGAAAGAUCGUGAAGGCGUCGGCAACCCAGAACACUGAUCUCUUCUGGGCUCUUCGCGGUGCUGGAUCGUCCUUCGGCAUCGUGACCGAGUUCAAGCUCAACACGUUCGAAGCUCCCGAUGUCGUUACUACAUUUACCGUUCCCGUCCCGUACCAGAAGAGCGCUCAGCUGGUGAAAAUCCUCACUGGAUUUCAAAAGUACGCCGCUACCAUGCCUGUGGAGAUGAACGUGCAGGCCAAUGCGAACCCAGACGGAGUGCACUUCACCGGGCUCUUCUUUGGAGAUGAGGACCAAACCCGCGAUGAGCUUAACAACUUCCUCUCGCCUCUUGGCGUCGACAGCUCUGCUGCCGACGUCCAACAGACCGACUGGAUGGGCCAGAUUGAACACUACGGCGGUGACCCUGUAGAUGUUACGGGCCCACAGAGUGCUACCGACACCUUCUACGCAUCUAGCCUGAUGACCAAGGAUGUUCCGCAAGCCGGCUUCAAGGCCUUCGUCGACUAUCUUCAGGGCAAGGCAAAGACCGUCAACAGGGGCUGGUUCGUUCUGAUCGACGUUCAUGGAGGUGCGAACUCCAAGACUGCUCAGAUCGACCCGUCUUCCAGCUCGUACGCCCAUCGCGACAAGUUGCUGUUGUGGCAGUUCUACGACUCGUCCGGUGGCUCUGCCUACCCUACCAAUGCCAACCAGGGUACUGGUUUCAUGCAAGGCUGGAUGGCUGCUAUCACUCCCAAGCUCGCUGCCGGUAGCUGGGGACGUUACGCCAACUACGCGGAUCCGCUGCUCAGUAACGCCGAUGCUCAGAGUCAAUACUACGGAUCAAGCUUGCCUCGCCUCCGCACCAUUAAGGCCCAGUGGGAUCCCAAGGGGCUCUUCACGUUUCCCCAGGGUGUCAGUUCUUAG